GAUAUCAAUGAAUCAUAAGCCUCCUCGGUCCCUCCUCUCUUACCCAUUUAUGACCACAUUAAUCAUUCCCUUAAUAACCCCUUUUCUUUUUAAUUAAUUCAUUUUUACUCUCUCUCUCUAUCUAUAAAUAACGCUUCACGCCCCCACUCCAUCUUCAACCAUCUUUCUCUACAAUUUCAAAUUAACAAUUCACCCCCUUUCUAGCUAACAAUGGCGGCUAGCCGAGAGCCCUUCAAUGUUUUACCUCACUCCGCCGCUCCGGUGGCCCAUCAUCAACAAUUACAGCAGCAGCAACACUCCCCAUGGCAUUCCCCUGUUCCUUACUUAUUCGGUGGCUUGGCCGCUAUGUUAGGACUCAUCGCUUUUGCCCUUCUAAUCCUCGCUUGCUCUUACUGGAAACUCUCUGGUUACCUAGAUGGUAGCGACGCUGCCAACCGAGAACCCGACUUGGAGGCUGGAGCCGACGACACCCAGAAACAAGCUUCCCCUGUUUUUGAAGAGAAAAUCUUGGUUAUUAUGGCCGGAGAAAUGAAGCCCACGUAUUUGGCUACACCCAUGUCUAGUAGAUCAUCUUCUUUUGGGGAUACCAAAAGUAAUACUAGUUGUAGUAGUAAGGGCAGUAGUACCGGCGACAAGGAGGAGAAAUCGGUGGGUUUAACGGAGACGGUGAAACACAGCACAGCAGACCAGGAGAAACAGAGUAUAGAUAACAGAGAAACUCCUGAAUCUUCAGAUCCGAUGACUCAUUAACAUUUUUUUUUUUUUAAAUUUGAUUUUGUUUUUGUUGGGCACUCAUAUGUGUGUCGUGUUCCGCCAUUAAUAUAUAUAGAUAGAGAGAGAGAGAGAGAGAGAGAGAGAGAGAGAGAGUGGACAGCUAGCUCGUAAUUUGUUCUGAAAGGUUUUGGGAAUUUUUCGAUCAGAAAAAAGCCUGAAAUUGAAGAACAAGAAAGACGAGCUUUGCUAUUAAAUUCUUAACUUGAUGAUGAGAUUUUUUUCCCUCUCGGAAAUCUGUAAAUCUAUUAUGAGACGGAAUGAAUCCCUUUUUUUUUUGUUUUCCCUGUUUGAACAAGAAACUUAAAUUUAGUAAAUGAAUAGUGAAUGGAAUUUGUAA
Molecule: messenger RNA, 1111 nt
Organism: Cucumis sativus (cucumber)
Lineage: Eukaryota; Viridiplantae; Streptophyta; Magnoliopsida; Cucurbitales; Cucurbitaceae
Product: protein GLUTAMINE DUMPER 1
Exons: 1
Coding region: 211-750 (179 amino acids)
Biological process (GO): regulation of amino acid export
Source: RefSeq, a predicted model, not a curated record